AUGGCCAGGCGAAAGAAGAGGGCGGUGCUCGCAGGCUCAGGACCUGAAGUAUUGCUACUGGGCGAGGCCAACUUUUCUUUUGCCCUGGCCUUGCUGGCUUUGAUCUUUCCGACGAAGCCGAACGAGUUCGAAGAAGAAGCCGAGCGGACUUACCAGGAGAGGCUGCGGGUGGCCUCUGCCUACCUGCAGCUGCCGCCAGAGGCAUGCCGAAACUUACGGCUCACUGCAACCUGCUACGAGAGCUACGCCGAGCUUGUGGACAAGUACCCGGAAACAGUUGGCAUUCUGUCGAGAAUUCGAGCAUUCGGAGAAGCAGCAGAAGUGCGAUUUGCUGUGGAUGCCUUGCAGCUCGAAAGCUGGCAGAGGAAAUGGGACGUCGUGGCUUGGAACCAUCCACAUCUUGGCACAGAGGACCUGAAACUGCAUGGAUGCCUGUUGGCACAUUUUCUGGACGGGGCAGCCAAAUCUCUGCGACCAAACGGGGUCGUUGUACUCGCUCUGUUGGAGGGUCAAGAGAGGAGGUGGCAACUUCUCAAACAUGCGCAGGCACAAAGAUUUGAUCUUGCUGAGAGCCCCUUUGAACUUACGGCUUUCGCAGGCUACGAAUGCAAGAGGAACAGCACUGGAAAGUCUUUCCAAAGCUUGCAUGUACAGAAAACCGCAAGAGCAGCAGUGCGAAGUCGGCUGUACCAUUUGCGGUGGAAUGUGGCGGGCCAGGGCGAUGUCGCCGCGUUCGAUGCGAUGGAAGUCCACGAGCUUCUGAAAUAUGCAGAUCGCUCCGAGUCUCUCAAGUGCGAGAGCUGCGGCAGAGCUUUUCGGGACUCGGAGGCAUUGACCCAGCACAGGCAGAAGCCAUGGCUUUGGCCUUGGCUUCAGAACUUGCGAGAUUUGCGGCAUGUCUAUGCCUCUUGGUCUUUCAACGAGCGCCGAGCACUGGAGCAGCACCAACGGUUCUUGGCAGCAGAGGCCGCGCCUGAUGCUUGCAGAGGUUUGGAGACUUUGCAGUGCUGCACGUUGUCCUUCGUGGAGGCUCUGCUGGACUUUGCCAAAGCCCUCACAGAGUGCAAGGCCUGCCGUGGGUUGGACAGGUGCUACACCACGGGACUUUGGUUCGGGUACAGUGUCGAUGUGACAUGGCCGAAUGCACAUGCCAACUGUUUGACCUCAGCGCACAUUGCAACACCGGAUAGCGGAGCGGAAAUCCGCUUUGCAAGCGCGACCUUUCGCGAGCCCAUACAUGCCAUGGCUGCAGGUGCGGCUACCGAGAGCCGCUAUGGCAUCCCACGCUUCAAUCGAGAAUCUGCUGCCCAGCAUUUUCGCAAAGCCAAAAAGGCCCUGAAGAUCUCCCAGCAGCUUGGCUUGAGCAAGCUUGAUGCUGAAGGUGGCCUCGGCGACUUGAUAGAGAAGCUCACCACGGAAUUGAGGACGCUCCCUACAGCGACGAACUACGCCUACUUCAGCGAGCCGGACGUGGGCACCUACGCUGAGGAGCGCUUGAUGCACGUGGCCUUCUUGUCAGAAGGCGACUCAAAGCUGAUUCAGUCUGAGCAAGAUGCCUACUUCGCGAGAAAAGCUGAUCAAAGCAAGGGCCACGGCGGCUUCGCGAAGAACAACGAUCUCCCCGUUCGAGAUCAGUGGCUCGAUUUCACCGGAGAUAAGUGA
Messenger RNA from Symbiodinium necroappetens, 1662 nucleotides. Lineage: Eukaryota; Dinophyceae; Suessiales; Symbiodiniaceae. The record is from the annotation of a GenBank genome assembly.